Acanthochromis polyacanthus (spiny chromis) is the source of this 5289-nucleotide messenger RNA. It is a transcript of the gene sec63, whose product is annotated as SEC63 homolog, protein translocation regulator. Gene Ontology annotation, molecular function: transmembrane protein transporter activity; RNA binding. Gene Ontology annotation, cellular component: Sec62/Sec63 complex. The coding region runs from base 133 to 2406 and encodes 757 amino acids. Gene Ontology annotation, biological process: SRP-dependent cotranslational protein targeting to membrane; post-translational protein targeting to endoplasmic reticulum membrane. Lineage: Eukaryota; Metazoa; Chordata; Actinopteri; Pomacentridae. The transcript is spliced from 20 exons. The record is from RefSeq and is a predicted model, not a curated record.
GAAGAAGAAGCCAGACCACAUUGCGCAGGCGUACACCACGUACACCGAUGCAGCGAGCCUCCGCUGGAUGCUAGCCGGCUAAGCUAACGGUCCGAAGGGGGAACCGCAGCGGAGGAGAAGCAGCUCCGAGAGAUGGCCGGGCAACAGUUCCAGUACGACGACAGCGGCAACACCUUCUUCUACUUCCUUACCUCCUUCGUGGGGCUCAUUGUGAUCCCGGCCACAUAUUACCUGUGGCCCCGGGACCAGAACGCUGAACAAAUCCGUCUGAAGAGCCUGAGGAGGGUCCAUGGCAGGUGUUUGUGGUAUCGGCUCCGGCUGAUGAAGUCGCAGCAGAGUGUCGUUCCAACACUAAAAAAAGCAGCCUUGUUGUUUGGAUGGGCUGUGUUCCUGCUGCUAGCUUACAAGGUGUCCAAACUGGAACGAGAGUACCAGGAGUAUAACCCCUAUGAAGUCCUCAACCUGGACCCGGGUGCCUCGGUGUCAGAAAUCAAGAAGCAAUAUCGAGUUCUGUCGCUGAAGUUCCAUCCUGACAAAGGAGGAGACGAGGCCACCUUCAUGAGGAUUGCCAAAGCUUACGCUGCUCUGACCAAUGAAGAGUCACGAAAGAACUGGCUGAUCCAUGGCAACCCGGAUGGUCCAGGAGCCACCAGCUUUGGUAUCGCUCUGCCUGCCUGGAUUGUCGACCAGAAGAACUCCAUGCUGGUUCUGCUGGUGUACGGACUCGCCUUCAUGGUCAUCCUUCCUGUUGUCGUGGGCACGUGGUGGUACCGCUCCAUCCGAUACAGCGGAGACCAGAUCCUCAUCAACACUACACAACUCUUCAUGCAUUUCAUGUACAAAACGCCGAACAUGAACAUGAAGCGAUUAGCUAUGGUGCUAACAGCCGCCUUCGAGUUCGACCCUCGCAGCAAUAAAGAAGCUACGAUACGACCCACAGACAACAUCGAGGUGCCACAGUUGAUCCGUGAAUUAGGAAACAUCAACGUGAAGAAGAAGGAGCCUCCGUUCUGUUAUCCCUACAGCCUGAAGGCCAGAGUCUUAGUUCUGGCUCACCUGGCUCGGAUGGACGUGUCCGAGGAGUUGGAGGAAGAUCAGAGGUUUGUGGUGAGGAAAAGUCCAGCUCUCCUCCAGGAGAUGAUCAACGUUGGCUGUCAGCUGACCAUGAUGGCCAACAGCCGAGGAGGUUUCCACGCUCCUCGUCUGGUCACCAUAGAGAACUGCAUGAAGCUGACCCAGAUGAUAGUUCAGGGCCUGCAGGAGUCCAAGUCACCGCUGCUGCAGCUGCCACACUUCGAGGAGGAACAUCUGCGAUACUGCAUCUCUAAGAAGUAUAAAGUCCGGACCCUCCAGGACUUGGUGAGUCUGAAGGACUCCGACAGACGUUCGAUGCUUCGUUUCCUCGGGGAGGAAAAGUACGAUGAGGUCAUGGCUGUGCUGGGCAGCUUCCCUCACAUCACCAUGGAUACCAAACUACAAGUCCUGGAUGAUGAAGACAGCAAUAACAUCACAGCCGGUUCCAUCGUCACGGUAACCGUCACCUUAACCAGGAAACGGAUGGCGGACAUGUUUGAGAAAGAGCAGGAGUCAACGCCGUGUCCAGGAGAGGAAACCGCCGCCACAGAGGACGCACAAGGAGACGCAAGUAAAACCAAAACCAAAGUGUGGCAGAACAAGAGUAAAGGAGCAAAGAAGACAGCAAAGUCCAAGAAGAAAAAAUUAACCAAGAAGAAGGCGACUCCAGCUCCGGCAAAAACCAAGCAGGCCAACGGCAACGUGGCAGGAAACGAAGUCGUAGCAGUGACGGCGGCGGCAGCGAAGGAGGAGGAAGACGAGGCGUCAGAUAAAGGCAGCGAAUCAGACGAAGGCGAAGCCAACAAGGACUCUCCCAGCGAGAGGGACGAAGACAGCGACAAGCAGAGCGACACGGAGGUGGACGAGAUGGCCGGAGACGACGAGGAGGAGUGGGAGGCGCUGCAGCAGAGCAUCCAGAGAAGAGAGAGAGCUCUGCUGGAAACCAAGUCCAAGGUCACGCAUCCCGUCUACAGCCUCUACUUCCCCGAGGAGAAGCAGGAGUGGUGGUGGCUGUACAUCGCAGACCGCCGGGACCAGACGCUGGUGUCCAUGCCCUACCACGUCUGCACGCUAAAAGACACCGAGGAGGUGGAACUGAAGUUUCCGGCUCCGUCCAAAACAGGAAACUACCAAUAUUCUGUAAUCUUGCGCUCCGAUUCCUACCUGGGCCUGGACCAGAUCAAACCACUGAAGCUGGAGGUCCACGAGGCGAAGGCAAUGCUGGACAACCAUCCCCAGUGGGACAUCCCUGACACCGAAGAGGAGGACGAGGAGCAGGAGGACAGUGACGGCAUCGAGGAGAGCGAGGACGACGACGAGGACAACGACUGAGCGUGCUCAGAACCCCCCCCGCCACCACCCCGCCCCCUCACCGACCCACCGGACAGUUUGUACACUCAGAGCCCAUUGACCCCAAACACCGACCCUGUCCUCUGCAGAGACUGGUCACCUUCUGGAGAGGACCCUGUGAAUACUAACACACCAGUCUGUGUGUGUGAGCGUGUGUGUGAGGUGUGUUUGUAAAGGUGUGAUAGGAGGACCUGCUGUUAUUACUGGACUAUGUGGGCUCCGCUCCGAUUUCUGCGGGGCUCAGGGGGACGAUGAUUGAUUCGCAAAAUUAACACAAACACACGACCUCCGUCUGGAAAAAACCACCCACACUCUGUCUGUUUUUUAACAUCACUCAGCACCGACGGUUCCACACCAAUGAUACUUUCUAUUGUAAACUGCUGAAGCUUUUCCUCAUCGUUGAGUAUUUUUACUUUUGUCCUCGCUGUAUGUUGACGGUAGAUUCAUGUCUGUUCUGGUGGAAGCCGGCGGAUCUUUAAAUGAACCAAACAACCAAACCUGCAGUGUUAAGAUUUGUCAUAACUGACAUUAUAUAUAUACACACAUAUAUAUAUAUAUAUUAGAGAUACUCAUGGGGUUUUCAGAGAUGUAAUUUCUUUUUUAAUUUUAUUUUUACGAUCGUAGCACAUUCCAGCGUCCUCUCAUCGUCCGAUAAAGGCCUUAUAUGAAUACAGCUGAAGCUCCACGACAUGAACCGAAGAAGGAGAAGUUUUAGUGUAAAAAUCUGAGUUUGUUUCAGUUUAGCGAACUUCAGCUGCUCAGACACACAUAUCGCUCAGCUAAGCUACAUUAGCAUCUGCGAGAAACUCCAACUAUGUGCAGCCGGGAUCGAUUGAAUAUUGGUAAUCAUGAACCCUUUACCCUUUCAUCCAAUUGGCCACACAUGAUGAGGAACAGCCAAUCUCCUUGUUGGUUGUGACCAAUCGGAUGAAGCAGUGUGCGGGGCUUUGCUAAGUCCCAAGAGUGACUUUUUUUUUUUUUUUUAGAACUAUCAAUUCACAGUUAUUACAAAAAUAAAUGCAGAAUACUGGAUGUGAUAAUCAGUCGACCCUUAACAUCUACUUUCCACGUGUGAAUCCUCCAAGUGAAUGAGAAAGUUGGAUAAAACCUCGAUUAUGGUAUUUACAGAUGUGAAAAGUGUAAGACAUGAGGUUUGUAAGACUUCAAAUACACUGCUUUUGUUUGGAAACGUGGACUAGAAAGUUUUCGUGUUGUACAUCAACAUAUUAUUAAAUUGUAUGCAGACGAUGUGAUCUAAAUUACUCAAGGACACGGAAAAAACUUUUUGCGAGUGUUUUAGUGUCGGAAUGCAGUACAAAAUGACAUCAUUCUUAGUGUUUUUUGCAGAAUAUGUCAACUUUUGCAGGCCAGAGUUUGUUCAGAAUAUGUAGAAUUGUUUGAGCUGCACAUCUGUGGAGGGUCUACGUGGACGACAGGUGAUGAUGAAAUCUGAAGAACUCCUCAAAAGUUGAAUAUCUGGAAAGUGAAAUUACUUUGGCUACGAUCCAUGUGAUGUAAUUUCCAUUCUGUCUACAUGAGUUUGCGUGAACCCUUCACAGGCAAAUCCAGAUUUCUGUUGUGCAUUUAUGGGACCCAUCAAAGUCGAAUGUGAAUAUCUGCCGACAAUUUCUGGUUUCACACUUUCUUUUUUGUCCACUUGGAGAAUCUGUUUUACACGUGCUCAGUAGAUCUACAUCUUCUGUUGGAGUGGACGGAGGUUUUGUACUUGGUCUGCAAUUUCUUAAAUUUACAUCACACGGACCUUUGUGUUUUUGCAGAUGCAGGAACUGCAACCCUGGUUUAACAUUCACUACACACCUGCUGCGGUUUGUGUUUAAUCGGAGCUUUCUAAAUGGUUCUGUUGCAGCGUCUUCAUCUGUAGUUAGGCGGAUAAGUCAAAUGAUAGUUCACUUUUUCAGGAAAGCACCAAAUUUGGUACAGCCGUAGUAUAUGACCAUACAAUUGAUUUAAGAGGAGUACCCCAAUAAUCAAAGUGCCCUGGUGGCCACCAUUUGUAACACUGUUAUAAAUGGCUUUAUUGAAUCCGCAGACCCUUAAAGAUCUUGAAAGCAACUUUGUAUCUACCGUAUUAAGGGAGAUAUUACAUAAAUAGGUUUAGCAAGGCGGCCAUAUUUGAAUUCAAGAUGGCGGUCACCAGGGGGCUUAGAUUUUUGAGACACUCCUCUUAAAUCAAUGGUAUGGUCAUAUACUAUGUCUGUACCAAAUUUGGUGCUUUACUGAAAAAGUGAACUAUCGACCCCAAAUUUCGGUCUUAACCACUUAACUACUGAACAAAAAUAGAAACCUGCAGAACCGAUUUAGUGUUUCUGGCAGAGCUUUUUCCUUUAAAAUGACCGUUUUCCAUCUCAGUAGUUCAUCCAACAAACGUAUAGUUCUGUUCUAACUUGGAUAUUUUUUUUUACAUGUUAGAAAAGUAAACCAGAGCUUCCUGUGCAGCUCUGUGGGUUUUUCAUCAUGAACGUCAGCUGCUGUUAUUAUGUCAGAGUAAACCGGUGUGUCGGGCCGAUUCGCCGGCUCUCUUGGGCCAACCAUUCCUCCUUUAACUGCUCAGCAGGCGUUUGCUAACAGGUAACCUUGUACUCUGAGUAUUUAUCGCUCUGCAACAGAAUGUAGCAUCAGUGAUUUAAUGCUGUGUGGGAAAAUAACUCCAGUGAGGUUAAAUAUGAUGCCACAUCUCUUCAUGACCGACCGCAGCCGGGCAUCCCGUCAGAGGGCCGCCUGCCUCAGUUUGGAAAAACUACCCAAUGACUAUCUGCCACUUUUGUUUACAAAGGAACUGUCAUUGUAAAUGGAAAAAUAUAUUAUUUGUAUUUAAAAUCAUUUCAAAUAAAAACUUUUAAAUGA